Messenger RNA from Lathyrus oleraceus (garden pea), 927 nucleotides. Its product is annotated as pentatricopeptide repeat-containing protein At1g62350. The transcript is spliced from 2 exons. Gene Ontology annotation, molecular function: protein binding. NCBI's taxonomy places the organism in Eukaryota, Viridiplantae, Streptophyta, Magnoliopsida, Fabales, Fabaceae. Bases 1 to 492 code for a protein of 163 amino acids. The record is from RefSeq and is a predicted model, not a curated record.
AUGUAUAUGUUUGUAACUGUUUCUAUUUUGUUGUAUUUGUUUAUUGACAAAUCUUUUCUUUCUCAGUUGUACAAUAUAGUUCGCAAAGAAAUAUGGUACCGGCCGGACAUGUUCUUUUACAGGGACAUGCUUAUGAUGCUUGCAAGAAACAAAAGGGUGGAUGAAACAAAGAGGGUGUGGGAAGAUUUGAAAAGAGAGGGAGUUUUAUUUGAUCAACAUACAUUUGGAGACAUUGUUAGAGCCUAUCUAGAUAGUGGAUUGACCUCAGAGGCUAUGGACAUAUAUGAAGAAAUGAGACAAUCUCCCGAGCCGCCUCUGUCGUUGCCUUUUCGUGUAAUAUUAAAAGGACUCAUUCCAUAUCCGGUGUUAAGAGAGAAAAUAAAAGACGACUUUUUAGAGAUUUUCCCGGAUAUGAUCAUCUAUGAUCCUCCUGAGGACUUGUUUGAAGAUCAUGAGAAACACAGGGAUGGUACUGAUACUGACAUUUAUUGACGAGGUGAUGGAUUUUAAUGGACCUCCUUGCAUUAAGGAUCUGACACUUGGAGCAUGAACAAAAAUAUGCGGGGAAUGAGAGAGUUUCUGAUACCAUCAUCUGCAAUAUGCUGUAACAAAUUCUUUUGAUAGAGAUAUUGAAGUUUGCGGCAUAUGUUUAUACAAUGAAGCAGCAUGAUGCCAUGCAAUGUUGAAACGAGGUAGCUGAUGUUCGAGUAACCUCAUUUUUUCUCGCUUUUCUGUGAUGAUUCCGGCGUUGUGAUUUUCAGACGGCUCUGUCUCGCUCUUUUCAUCAUUAUACUCGAUAGGAUGAAUGAAUAUUGAUGAUACAUUACCUGAUUUCUUAGGUUAGAAAUAGAUGUUGUUCAAGUGGAAAUAUCUAUACACAAAUGUUUUCUUUUGAUAAUUAUAUUCAGUGUGUUUAUUUUGGUCCCA